CCGAGACAACAGUUGGUUUCUAAAUGUCCAGCGGCAAUGCACAAAAUUAGUUGAUUACGAACCAAUCAAUUGUGUUGUUAUUUUGGCUCAUUACGCACACGAACCAAUCAGAUGGCGUCUUAUUUUGGUCAUUACGAAAGGAAAAACGAGCAAAACAAGGAACCUGAAAUGAUGUUUCGAACGUGAUAUUCGAAGAGGGAAAAAUAUUAAUACCGAGGAGUACGCCAUGGCGUCGCAUCGCAGAUUUAACAUCCCUCUGCAUUCUAACGAUGCGUUAAAAACCAUGAACGAUCUUCGAAGGAAAGGCGAGCUUUGCGAUGUUGUCUUGCAUGUGGAUGGACACGAAUUUCCCGCGCAUAAAAUUGUGCUGGCGGGAGCGAGUUCUUACUUGCGAGCAAUGUUUACAAACGGCAUGUUGGAAAGUGGCAUGAAAGAUAUAAAGUUACAAGGGGUAGAAGCGAGUGUGAUGGAAAGUUUACUGAAUUUUGCUUAUACAGGCUCCAUCGAUGUAACGGUAGAGAACGUACAGGCGCUGCUAUCCGCCGCUUCCCUGUUGAACUUGCAAAGCCUCAGAACUGUUUGUUGUGGUUUUCUUCAGACACACCUUGAUGCAUCGAACUGUCUUGGGAUUCGGGCGUUCGCCGAUUUGUAUUCUUGCUCCGAACUUGAGGAAGCUGCCUAUCGUUUUGUUCGUCAACACUUCUUGGAUGUAGUCAAGUGUGAUGAAUUCUUACAACUACCCAAGCAAGCGUUGCGGAAUCUCUUGAGGGAAGACCUUCUUCAGGUUCGAUCUGAAAACCAAGUGUUCGAAGCUGUCGAAGCGUGGAUUUUGCAUGAUUUUUGCCGACGUAAGGAUUACGCAGUUGAAUUGUUAACCAAUGUAAGAGUUCCUCUCUUAACUCUUGAGUUCCUGGAAGCGCGAGUUUUUCCUUCGAAAAUCAUCAAGAACAAUGCCGACUGCCAACUCUUUCUGGCCAAAGUGCUUAACGAAAGUGCCCGCAAUCUCCCGCGAUAUAUGACACUUCCACGCGCUCAACCGCAAGCUGUUUACGCGAUCGGUGGUCGAAACGCCGUUGAUUGCCAGCUUUCGAGCUUAGAAAGAUAUGAUACCCUAACUAACCAAUGGACCUUAUUGGCAAGCAUGAAAUAUCCUAGAACUGCAGUUGGUGCUUGCAGUCUCAAUGGUUUGCUUUAUGUAGUGGGUGGAGAGUGUGCAGUUAGCACCCCACAUGAUGACACCAUGUAUGUGCGACAUGUUGAAUGUUAUGAUCCAGCUGUAAACCAUUGGAUUUCAUUAGCUGACAUUGCUAUUCAGAGGUCGUUUGUUGCAGUGACGGCAUUAAAUGGCUACCUGUAUGCCCUUGGCGGUGAAGACAGAACUUGCAGUUAUAACUAUGUUGAGAGAUACGACCCAAAAACAGAUCACUGGAGUACUGUGCAAUGCAUGCGACGAAAGAGAUCCGGAGCAGGAGUUGCUGUUUGUGACGGUUUGUGUCAUGAGCCCAACUGUAAAAUAGUCGAACCUCCUGCAAGAAACCAUCCAAAAUGCGAAGAUUUGCACAUUACCUUGUGGUUUUUCUCAUAAGGUUCUAUCUACACUGUAUUACCGUAAAUCCUCUAUUAAGCCCUCCCCCCCCGCCUCAAAUAUGCCCCUCCCUCUAAUAAGCCCUCCCUCUCUAUUAACCCCACUUCUUCUCCCCUAGUUACUCUUCACGAAUAAAUAAGAGACUGUGUUAAUCAAUCAUGACUGUAAAACUUCGUGUGGACUGAUCCUCAGCUGCAUGACCUCCAACCUUCUUGUUCUUGAGCUUUUCCACUCUGUAUUCUAGUUCUUUAUGGACAACUGAUACCAUCGGCUUUUCUAUUAUAAUUGGAGAAGCCCCCCAGCUCGAUGGGCUUGAAAUAAAUAAGCCCCCUGAGAGGCUUAAUAGAGGAUUUACAGUAACUGACAGAAAACAGAUUUUGAAGGUUUCAAAUUGGUGAUUGCUUAUGAAAGGUGAUAAUACAGGGAGGUUUGACCAUGCUAUUUUAAUUUCUGAGAUGUCAAGUUUUAUGACUAUAGUUAAUUUUUUUUCAAUAUAGCCUGCAAGCAAGCUCUCCGGGGCACUCUGGUAGUGGGACAGGAAAAGGAAGGAGAGCUUACUACUAUGUCUCUGGAAUUUGAAUUCCACCUCUAACUCACCUGUGGCUCCCUGUCAACUGAGCUGUCAGAUUUCCACCAAUCAGUGUGAUGCGGAAACAAGUGCGAACAUAAACAGACAUUGAAAAACACGUUCCUAGGAUAGUGACGUCAUUGCUAAUGACAUUCCCCGCCAACCAGCAUUUUGCAUCAGCGUUUUCGAUGGAGAUAUUCAAUUCCAGAGACAUAGUGGCAAGCUUUCCCUGCCGUCAGAGCACCGUGGAGAGCUUGCUCACAGGCUAUUUUGAAUAUAGUACAUAUCAUACUUUGAAUCAGCUUUUGAGGCCCUUUAAGGAGAGGAAAAUGAUCGUGAUUCAGAUGUUGAAUUUCUGAACUUUUGAGGGUAUGUUCGUAAUGGGAGGGGUCCUUUGCCUUGUAAGAAUGUGCUGUGAUUUUGGGACUCCAGAUCUAGGAGAAAGAAACCAACAGAACAGAACACCAUGUUUUAUCUGAUAUGUGGACAACAAGAAGUGCAUUGGAUGAAACACUCUUUUUGAUAUAGCUUUUCAAAUGAUCAAGAGUUACCUCACAGGUUUUGUUGUAAUGCAAGAUUUCAUUGUAAAAAGUUUGAAAAAAUUUAGUGCAGUGUUCCCUGAAGUAACCUUGCAACCAUGAGUUAUUUUGCAAAGUAUUAGACUAUUAUCAAACCUAGGCAACACAAUUGCAAAAUCAUGCUUCAAACAAUGGGCCCAGAUGGCCAGGGCUUAUUGCAGUUUCUGUAGAAUAAAGCACUUAGGCCCAGUUCAGACGUCGUGCUUCUGCCGUGCCGAACUUAAUUGUAAUUUGGUUCAACUGUAGCACAGCAGGAAAACAACUUUGAUUCAGACGUCGUGCCAGAGUCGAACCAAAUUCACGAUUUACUGAUGCCUCGUAACAAUUCUUCUUCCAACUCCCCAUGGGAACGCAGUCUUGCCAAAAUACUUUAAUAUAAUUUAUGUAUUUUGUUUAGCGCGGCAGAAGCAUGACGUUUGAAUCGCUGCCGUGCCAGAGCUGUGUAGCACGGCAGCGCUUGUCGAACUUAAUUGCUUGCCGAACUUAAUUCAAAAGUUUGAUUCAGACGCUGCGCUUCUGACAACAGAAGCACGACGUCUGAACUGGGCCCUAGGAGUAUUGGAUGCUAUUCCAUGGUUACCUCCAGUAAACGGUUGCUUUGGCAAUUGGUCAUUGGAAAUUUGGGCGAUGGGUAUACCAAGCUCACUGCAAUGAUUUGCUUGAGUGACCACUAAACAAUAGCUUCUCAGUGCACAAUUCCCAAUGCCUAAAAGCAACCUUCAUUGAAACAGCAACACUGUACAUUUACAAGUGGGUGGAUGGAGACUCUACUACCCAAAGAAACUAUGCAAUGGCAAGACUUUAAUCCAGAUCUAAAGAUCCAAUGUGUGAUGUGUUAACUAUUAGACCAGACAUGUCAACAUUGUUGUCACGCUGCUGUAGAAAAAGGAACACUUGCCAACUACAUAGUUAUUAUUCUUUAAAAAUAAUACAAAAUUUCACACAAAAAUUGGUGCCCGUGGACCACAAAAAUCUGCCCAUGUUAUCUCAGACACUUUUUAAAUGCUUUGUAUUAUUGAAAGAGCAAGUUGUUUGCUUUUCUAUUGCAGGGAAGAUAUUCAUUGCAGGGGGCUAUGACCGUGGAGUGCAUAGCGACAGAGCAAGUGUUGAAUGCUAUGAUCCUGAUUCCGACACCUGGACUUUUGUCACUGAACUUGAAAAAGCACGGUCAGGCAUGACACUGGCAACCAUUAACGGAUACAUCUAUGCGCUAGGUGGCCGCAACAGAAGUACAGAUCAUUAUUUUGAUCUCGCCGAAAGAUACAACCCCCAGACCCAUCAGUGGCAGCCUAUAGCACCCUUGAACACACCCCGAGCAUGGCCUUCAGUGGCAGUUUAUGACAACAAGAUAUUUGUGCUGGGGGGAUUUGAUGGAGCACAUAGACUCUCCAGUGUGGAAGUUUAUGAUCCUGACACAGAUACUUGGCGUUUUAUGCAGGACAUGAACACUUGUCGAGCAGGAAGUGGUGCAGCUGUGUUGUAAAGAGUUUGGAAGCAAAAUAAAAGAGCUAUUGUUUGAUUUCUUUGAAGUCUUUUGAGGGCCGUUCUGUGGUGGACUUGGCACUUGCGUGAUGUUUUUUCACGGUUUUACACACAUUUUUAAAUUUGUAGAUGUUUUUGCCCAACUUGCUG
Messenger RNA from Porites lobata, 4363 nucleotides. The record is from the annotation of a GenBank genome assembly. Lineage: Eukaryota; Metazoa; Cnidaria; Anthozoa; Scleractinia; Poritidae.